Molecule: messenger RNA, 2637 nt
Organism: Sapajus apella (tufted capuchin)
Lineage: Eukaryota; Metazoa; Chordata; Mammalia; Primates; Cebidae
Gene: ARHGEF38
Product: Rho guanine nucleotide exchange factor 38
Exons: 14
Coding region: 263-2596 (777 amino acids)
Cellular component (GO): cytoplasm
Molecular function (GO): guanyl-nucleotide exchange factor activity; protein binding
Source: RefSeq, a predicted model, not a curated record
UAGCUCUGUGCUGCAAGUCUCUCAGGUAACAGGUGGCAGCUUCCCCUGUUGGAUUCUAGGUUUUAAAAAAAUGACCUCAUAUGGGUGGAGCUCUGGGACUUCCUAGAGGUGGUGGCAGUCACAGCCAGGUAACCCUGGAGUGAAGCGGUUUAGUUAGAAGGGGGCAGAUAAACUUGUCACUCUAGUGGCUUUAACCCUCACCCCGAGGCACCUUAGCCACCAGCCAUUGCCUGCAAGCCUCUAAAGCUUGUCUCUGCCUCAUAUGGAGUCCAAAGAAGCCACUGGGAAAGAAAGCAUGGUCACCAAGAAAAAGAAUCUGGCCUUCUUGAGGCCCAGACUCUAUAUGCUGGAGAGAAGGAAGACUGACACGGUGGUUGAGAGCAGUGUUUCUGGGGACCACUCUGGCGCCUUGAGGAGGAGCCAAUCUGACAGGACCGAAUACAACCAGAAAUUACAAGAAAAGAUGGCUCCACAGGGUGAGUGUUUCAUAGCUGAGACCUCAACCCCAGAGGAAGAGCAUCAAAUGAGGAGGAUGAUGGCAAAGCGGGAAAAGAUCAUCCAGGAGCUGAUACAGACGGAAAAGGACUAUCUCAAUGAUCUGGAGCUGUGUGUUAGGGAAGUGGUUCAGCCUCUGAGAAAUAAAAAGAUUGAUAGGCUGGAUGUGGAUAGCUUGUUUAGCAACAUUGAAUCCGUGCAUCAGAUAUCAGCCAAGCUGCUGUUAUUGUUGGAAGAGGCCACAACAGACGUGGAACCGGCCAUGCAAGUAAUUGGAGAAGUAUUCCUGCAGAUUAAAGGGCCACUGGAAGAUAUUUAUAAAAUCUACUGCUAUCACCAUGAUGAAGCACAUAGUGUACUGGAGUCCUAUGAAAAGGAAGAAGAGCUGAAGCAACAUUUGAGCCACUGUAUCCAGUCCUUAAAGAAAAUAUACAUGCAAGAAGGCAAACCAAAUUUACUGGACAUGGGCUCUUUGAUGAUCAAACCAAUUCAACGUGUGAUGAAAUACCCUUUAUUACUGUGCGAACUUCGGAAUUCCACCCCUCCCUCUCACCCAGAUUACAGAACACUGGAUGAUGCCUUUGCUGCUGUGAAGGACAUUAAUGUUAACAUCAAUGAACUUAAGAGAAGGAAAGAUUUAGUUCUAAAAUACAAGAAGAAUGAUGAGGAUGAAUCACUUAAAGACAAAUUGUCUAAACUAAAUAUUCAUUCAAUUAGCAAGAAAUCAAAAAGAGUGACAAAUCAUCUGAAGAUUCUGACCAGAGGAGAAUCACAGGUUAAAGACAAUACCUUUAACAGAGAAGAAAAGCUAUUUAGAUCUUUAGAAAAGACUGUGAGGCAUUGUGUGAAGAACAUUUCACUCUGUCUUCAACACAUACAGGAUGCCAUGCCCUUGGCUCUGCAGAGUGUAAUGGACCUUCAGGAGAUUUCACACAACAAAGAUGACAAGAUGGGCUAUUCUGAGACCCUAAAUAAUGCCUUAAACCCAUGUCAUGACUUUGCAUCUCACUUACAGAGACUCACCCUGACCCCUUUGUCAGCCCUGCUGUCCUUAUUCCCAGGGCCACACAAGCUCAUCCAGAAACGCUAUGACAAACUGCUGGACUACAACAGCUACCUGCAGCGAUCAGCAGGAGAUGAGUCAGACUUGGCCAAAAAGGAGUAUGAGGCCCUCAAUGCCCAGCUUGUGGAAGAGCUCCAGACAUUCAACCAGGCUGCUGGGAGGAUUCUGUCGAACUGUCUGUGCAGCUUCAUCACCCUCCUUAGGGACCUGAUGCUCGUGGCACAGCAGGCUUACUCCACACUUGUGCCGGUGCCACUGUUGGUUUCAAGCGUUUCUGAGAUUCAGAAUCGAGUACUAGAAGAGGUUCAAAAUUUGAAUUGUGUAAAAGACAACAGUGCCACCUUUAUUGAGAGGAAACUCAGUUUUGAAAAGAAGAAGCCUGUGCAUAUUCUGCCAGAAAUGCCACAUCAAACUGACGUUCAUCGCUCCAAACUUCUAUCCACAUAUAGUGCAGAGGAACUCUAUCAAGCUAAGCGCAAGUGCAAUGCUACACAAGAAUAUGACAUCAAUCUUCUGGAAGGAGAGUUGGUGGCUGUGAUAGAACAGAGAGAUCCACUGGGGAGUACAAGCAGGUGGCUUGUGGACACAGGAAAUGUGAAAGGAUAUGUUUAUUCCUCCUUCCUAAAACCCUACAAUCCAGCAAAAAUGCAGAGAAUGGAGGCCGAGAACAGGUUCUGUGAUGAUGACUUUGAAAACAUCAGUCUUUUUGUGUCUUCACGGCCAGCUAGUGACAGUGCCACAGGCACCCCAGAAAGCAGCAUUAGUGAUAGCAGCUCAUCUCUUAGUGGCACAUGUGGAAAGUUUGAAACAAAUGGUACUGAUGUUGACAGUUUUCAAGAAGUAGACGAACAGAUUUUCUAUGCAGUUCAUGCUUUUCAAGCACGGAGUGACCAUGAACUCAGCCUUCAGGAAUACCAGAGAGUUCAUAUACUUAGGUUUUGUGACCUAAGUGGCAAUAAAGAGUGGUGGUUAGCUGAAGCUCAAGGGCAGAAAGGAUACGUGCCCGCUAACUACCUUGGAAAGAUGACUUAUGCUUAAGAAAAUAAGCCUCUGACUUUUAUUUUCUGGCAAAUUGUUAA